AUUGAUGAGAUGCCAGAAGCUGCAGUAAAAUCCUCCUCCAACAAAUACCAAGUCUUCUUCUUUGGGACCCAUGAAACGGCAUUCCUGGGGCCCAAAGACCUCUUCCCCUAUGAAGAAUGCAAGGAGAAGUUUGGGAAGCCCAACAAAAGGAAAGGGUUCAGCGAAGGUUUGUGGGAAAUCGAGCACAACCCAACUGUCAAAGCCUCCGGGUACCAGCCCACCCAGAAGAAGACCUGCCCUGAGGAUGCUGAGCCAGAGCAGGAGCCAGAGGGUGACGGGGAGAAGAAGGGCAACGCGGAGGGCAGCAGCGAUGAGGAGGGGAAGCUAGUGAUCGACGAGCAGUCCAAGGAGAAGAACGAGAAAGCCGGGAUCAAGAGGAAAGCGGAAGAUGCUUUGGAGGCCUCCCCCAAGCGCGCCAAGGAGAUGGAGGGGCAGGAAGCAGAGCAGAAGGUAGACAACGAAGAGGCCCCCAAGGAGGAGCCAAAACCCAACCCAGCCGAAGGGGAGAAGGAGAAGAACAGCGACGCCGCCAGCGUGCCGGACGCCAACGAAGCCAAGCAGGAGGGCAAGGAUAAAGCGGAGGAGGUCAGAGACCACAAGGAGAGCCUGUAGUGGCCUCCCUGGCGAGCUGAUCUCCUGCUGCCCCUUCCCUGCUGGGCUCCCAGGGUGUUGCCCCAUCUCGCCCUCGUCGCCUCGUCAACGUCCACGGCUCCGGAAACAAGAAACAAACGGAAAAUGAAAUUCAAAGAAGACAGAAGAAGAAAAAAAGAAAAAAAAAAAAAAAAAAAGGAAGAAAUGAAGAGAAACCCAGUAAUGAGAACCCCUGAACCAACCCGCAUCUCCUGGCCCUGCCGUCGCGGGGCGCAUGCUUUGUAUUAGUGAUUUCUAGGGGGCUGAUCAGUUGAUUUGAAAUAAAAGCGAUUCAUGCCUUUUUAAA
Molecule: messenger RNA, 937 nt
Organism: Numida meleagris (helmeted guineafowl)
Lineage: Eukaryota; Metazoa; Chordata; Aves; Galliformes; Numididae
Gene: HDGF
Product: heparin binding growth factor
Biological process (GO): regulation of transcription by RNA polymerase II
Cellular component (GO): nucleus
Molecular function (GO): double-stranded DNA binding; transcription coregulator activity
Source: RefSeq, a predicted model, not a curated record